AUGCCAAAAGCCCAAGGAUAUUUUGAAAAUACUUUCUCUAUCAAUCGAGAAAUAAUUGAAUAUAAUGGUUUAAAUAAACCAGACCAAGAAAAAUUAGAAGGAAAUUUAGACCUCAAAGAAUUUAAAAAGUUAAAAAAAUUGGAUAUUCAGGGUAAUAAAAUUACUUCUAUUAAUCUUUCUAACUGUCCUAAUUUGGACUAUUUAGAUUUAGGUGGUAAUCCUUUAACCAAUAUUAAUUUAACUAAGAAUAAUAAAUUGAAAAAAAUUAAUUUUGAGAACUGCCCUAUUAAUCAAAAUUUAAGCAUUUUUUCUCAUUUAAAAAAUUUGGAACACUUAACCAUUAAUAAAACUUCUUUCUUCGGCACCUUAAAAACCUUGUCAGAUAGUAAAUUAAUUGAUUUAAGAGUAAAAGAGUGUUCUAAAAUUGAAGGAGGUUGGGAGUUUUUGCCGACUACUUUAAAAAAGAUAGAAAAAGACCGAGAUAAUUUGUUUGGAAAUUUACGUGAUUACCAAAAUAAUUUUCCGGCUUGGCGAAAAGACCAUGACUUUUUACUUAGCCGAAUUAGUAAAUUAGAGCAGCAAUUAAUCGAACAGGAAAAAAUAACUAAUAAAGUAUUAAAAGAAAAGGAACAACAAGAAAAACAAUUAGCAAGCGAAAAGGAAACUUUUCUCACUACUGCUGGUAAACUUAACAACUAUAUUUCCCAACUCGAAGAAAAAUUAGCCCAAACUUCAAUCAAUAAGCAGGAAGCAAAAAUAGAAAUUCCUCCUAAAAAAUAA
Messenger RNA from Entrophospora sp. SA101, 780 nucleotides. Lineage: Eukaryota; Fungi; Glomeromycota; Glomeromycetes; Entrophosporales; Entrophosporaceae. The record is from the annotation of a GenBank genome assembly.